GUUUUGAGCCCGUCCCCGAAGUGCAAUUUGCUGGCGGCGUUUGGCAAUCAAUGUCCGAACUGAACUCGGCGCAUCCCAGAGACAGUGAUAUCACAUUGCGCGGGGCAAUAUAUAAAUACAUACCUGCGCGCACCGGAAACGGCAUACUACUUUCUUCCGAGACACAACAAGACGAUAGACACACAACAAGACAACGGAGCAAAGCAAAAAGAGGCAAACCGCAAGGCAAAAUGCUGGGCAAGAUCCUCCUCACCCUCGACGCGAUCGGCCUCCUAUUCGGGGCGCCGCUAGCCGACUACAACCACACGCACAUCUUCAACCCGCGCUGGCCGCCGCACGCAAAGUUCCACGGCGCGCAGACCAUCACGCUCUCGGUGGCGCUGGGGCUGGCGACCCUGUACAACACGUGGCUGUCCAGCACCGGCACCGGCGGCGGCGCCGACGGGCGCCGCGAGUCGCUCCGCAACGCCCUCUUCUGCGGCACCAUCUACUGGCUGGCCGGGAUGGCCUCGAUCCUGUAUCCCGGGACGGCAGGGCUGGAUCCCGAGUUUGGCGGCCCGGGGUUCCCGCAGCUGCGCCUCUUCACCGCGUUUGCCGGCCUGGGGGUGGCCGGGUGGUUCCUCGAGUCGAGGUUGAUGUGAGGAAGUGGAGUCCCCGGGGUGGGGUUGUGAGGAAGGAGAGUCCCCGGUUGUGAGGAAGAGGAAGGAGACGAGAGUCCCCGGGGUGGGGGGCACUGUUUUUUGGG
Messenger RNA from Phialemonium atrogriseum, 745 nucleotides. RefSeq lists its product as uncharacterized. The record is from RefSeq and is a predicted model, not a curated record. Bases 51 to 641 code for a protein of 196 amino acids. NCBI's taxonomy places the organism in Eukaryota, Fungi, Ascomycota, Sordariomycetes, Cephalothecales, Cephalothecaceae. The transcript has a single exon.